Molecule: messenger RNA, 3650 nt
Organism: Apis mellifera (honey bee)
Lineage: Eukaryota; Metazoa; Arthropoda; Insecta; Hymenoptera; Apidae
Gene: Trc8
Product: protein TRC8 homolog
Exons: 3
Coding region: 1-1986 (661 amino acids)
Biological process (GO): ERAD pathway
Cellular component (GO): endomembrane system; endoplasmic reticulum
Molecular function (GO): ubiquitin protein ligase activity
Source: RefSeq, a predicted model, not a curated record
AUGGAUACAUCAAUGCGUGAAAAACUACUUACUUUUGCGGAUGUUAUGAUUAGAGUUCCACCUUUAUUUAUCAUAGAUGAAUUACUUAGAAUUGGACUUGGAUUAUCCAAUGAUAAUGUAGUGCUUUAUAGCACAGAACGUGGUUUUAAGAUAUCAAGAGUUUCAGACAGCAUUGUAAAUUCAAUAAUACCUACUUCAUUAUUACAACCAUUUGACUUUGAAUAUUUUGCUUAUAAAAUGCAUUUUAUAAUGGCAUUGAAGUUUUUAUGCUGUUGUUUGGGAUAUAUAGCUGCAAUAUGCAUAUUUAUGUUAUGGACAAAACAUCUAAUAAUUGUAUAUGUAUACUUAAUAUCAGUAGGGACAAUAUUUAUAUCCUAUUGGUCAAAUAUUAGUACAAUGAAAGCUAUUAUUACAUAUGUGAGCACACAACGUGAAUACACAACUAGCAUACUUGAUGAUAUUUUGACUCUUGAUUUAAAAUAUAUCUUAGACGAAGGACCGGGUUUCUUGAUAAUUCAGAAUUAUGUACUACAAUGCUUAUUAGCUAGCAUUUUUUGUUAUAUUCAUCUUGCACCAAGACAUCCGAUUCUGCAAAAACUUCUUGUAUUAAGUUUUAUGGCACCGCCGAUCUUGGGCAUUUGUCCAUUGCCGACGCAAGUUCUCUAUCAUGUGCCAGUAUUCGCAGCUCUUCUUCCAUUAGCUGUAUGUAAAUUUGUUAUUUGGUACAAUGGAAUUACUAUGUUAAACACGAUUUAUAUGGGUUAUCAACAUGCACGUAACUUCAUAAGCAAUUACGGUUUAUCCGCACUCGCCGAAACCGAAUGGAUCCGAUUGAACGUUCCGUGUGUAUUACGUAUGUUUUGGAUGCUAAGAGUUGGAGGACAAGUGUUUCAGAUCCUUGGAAAUCAUUAUGGUGAAGAGACGUUUACUUAUUACGUAAUGAUUAGAAGUUUAUUAAUCAAUGGUUGCGAAACAUUGACGGCCGUCUUGGGAAUGACAAGUAUAAUUUCAUUUAUUUGCGAUUAUAUCGGAUGUUUCUUUCAAUGGGUGUUACUCACGGAAGACGAAGACGAGAAGAGUAUCGGUACUGUGUCCGCAAUUUUAUUUUAUGUGCUGGCCCUGCAAACUGGAUUAACAAGUUUGGAUAGAGAGAAACGUUUGGUCAGAUUGUGUCGUAAUUUUUGUUUAUUAUUCACGGCUGUUCUACAUUUUGUCCAUAAUAUCGUAAAUCCACUUUUGAUGUCGCUCAGCGCCUCGCAUAAUCCGGCACUUCACCGGCAUAUUCGUGCUCUGGCAGUUUGCGUAUUUUUGAUACUAUUUCCAGUGUCACUCUUAGUAUACCUUUGGUCCCAUUAUACCGUGAACACAUGGUUACUUGCGGUAUCGGUGUUUAGUAUCGAAGUGAUCGUAAAAGUGCUAGUUUCGCUCGCUAUCUACUCCUUAUUUUUAAUCGAUGCUUAUCGUAGCGUGUUUUGGGAACAGCUUGACGAUUGCGUAUACAUAAUACGAUCUUUCGGUAACACGGUCGAAUUUACAUUUGGUAUUAUCCUAUUCUUCAACGGAUUUUGGAUGUUAGUGUUCGAAUCUGGUGGAGCAAUUCGAGCCAUUAUGAUAUGUAUCCAUGCCUACUUUAAUAUAUGGUGCGAGGCAAAAGCCGGUUGGAGCGUGUUCAUGAAGCGUCGAUCAGCCGUUAACAAAAUCAAUUCUCUGCCCGAAGCGAAGGCAGAACAGCUUCGAAUGCUGGACGAUGUUUGCGCUAUUUGUUAUCAAGAGAUGCAAAGUGCCAAGAUCACGCGCUGCAAUCACUACUUUCAUAGCGUUUGUUUGCGAAAAUGGUUGUACGUUCAGGAUCGUUGCCCACUUUGCCACGAUGUAUUGUACAAAGUUGAGAAUUCGCAAAACAAAAGCAACGAGAUUAUCCCCACCGAACAACGGGUAGUGGCAGAUGCUGAAGACAAUGUUCCCGGAGUGAACGAAGAUAGGUGAAAAGACGAAUAAUUUUAAUUAAAAUGAUAAACUGUUAAGAAUCGAAAAUUUAAAGUCAUAAAAUAUCGAUCUCCGAAUAUCUUGCCUAAAAAAAAAAAAAAGUUUCGUUUCCUGUGAGUCGCUCUCAAAUUUCAGUGAUUUGAUACGAUUUACUUUAAACGUUUCUCGACAAUGUUGAAGUCUGUUAAAAAAAAGAAAAAGAAAAAAAGAAAAAAAAAAAAAACAACAAGGAAUUCCACUGUGAGAAAACUCCGUUACCAUUUAAAUUUAGCUUAUAAGAAUAUUUCUCUUAUGAUACCUACCGGUUUAGAAUCAAAAAUUAUAUACAUGUGACUUGCUUUUAUACUUUCUCGAACAUAAGCAACGCUCAAGCUUCCGUGCACUCAUUCUGCUUAUUCUUCCAUUUUAUAAUCUUCUACUACUACUCUAUGAAUCAAUAUAUUCCAUUGAUUUAAAUUGAAAAGUUCGUAUCGCUCGUAUCGCAUUACAGAAUAAACGUCCCUGGAUACGAUCAACCGAAUUAUCGUGUAUUUUAUUGAAUAUGCGAAAUACUUUACUUUGAGCUUUCAUCGUCAAAUGAAAGGUGAUAACGUGAGAGAUGAUAAUAAUAUGAUAUCAUAAAAUCAUAGUAGAUAUAAAUGUAUAAGUGUUAAGUACACGAGAUAUUCCAUAUAUAAUAUAUACAAUAUAUAUAUUAUAUAUAUGCAACUUAUAUAUAUAUAUUAUAUACGUAUAUAUAUAUAUAAUAUGUAUAUAUAAUACGGAAAUUACUGUAAGUAAUUUGUAAGCUCAUUUCUCGUGUUAUAACAACAAUAAAGUUAUAAUAUUAACGAUUAACUUUUUUUCGAAAUCGAUAGAGGAAAGCAAACGUAACGUAAUUCUACACGUUAUAGAAAUAUAGCCAAAUGAUCAGUUUUGGUAUCAAAUUAAUAUAUAAUAAAUACAACAUAUGCUAUUUUCUAUCUCAAAUGCGCGUAUUUUACUUCUUCCAGAUACUACGUUCACUUUAUCAAGGAUAUGUGCAAAUUUUUUUCUUCUUUUUUUUUUUUUUUUUUUUUUUUUUUCUUUUUUAACUUUAAUCACUUUCUCUGUCGUUUCGAGUUAAAUCCACAAGCAUCUGUGAUAGUUAGAUAACAGCGAAAAUUAUAAGUUUUCUAAUUUAUUGGAAAUCAUUGUUUACUUAUCAUAUUAUUACAUUUAAUAAAAACGAUUGUACGGAGUCUUAUUUGUAAGAUUUGAGCAUAUGUAAUAAAUCUUAUAUUUUUAAAGCGUCAUCAUUACUUCAAUCGUCCUGAUUGGCCACGUGUCAAAAAUAUCGAUAGGAAGAAUUUCUAGCGACGCAAAUCUAGCUCGCAAAUUAUUCCCUGCACGUCCGAAAAAUUAGAGCAAUUUCCAACGCGAAUACGAUACGAACUAAAGCAGGCGCGUUAUCGUGCGCGGUUACCAAUAGCGCGGCUACCAAUUUUAGAUUUCCUAUGAUUUCGUUGCUUCUUAAUUUAACUUAAUCAGAUGCAGACUAAACAAACGUCAAAAGAACGUGAAAGAAAAAUGCGAAUAAACGUCACGCGUUUCGAAAUGCAAUUUAUGUCCUCCUUUCGUAUAAUUUCACUUCAACGAUAAUCAAUAAAAAUCAAUGAAAAUAUAUCUAAAAAAAAAAAAAAAAA